Molecule: messenger RNA, 5575 nt
Organism: Carlito syrichta (Philippine tarsier)
Lineage: Eukaryota; Metazoa; Chordata; Mammalia; Primates; Tarsiidae
Gene: NETO2
Product: neuropilin and tolloid like 2
Exons: 9
Coding region: 1-1581 (526 amino acids)
Molecular function (GO): protein binding
Source: RefSeq, a predicted model, not a curated record
AUGGCCCUCAAACUUAUCUUUUCUGUUAUUUCUCUAGUGUUGUUAAUAACAAUACUGGUAGUGGAAGGGAUCGCUGUGGCCCAAAAGACUCAAGAUGGGCAAAAUAUUGGAAUCAAGCACAUUCCUGCCACCCAGUGUGGCAUUUGGGUCCGAACCAGCAAUGGAGGCCAUUUUGCUUCACCAAAUUAUCCUGAUUCAUAUCCACCAAACAAGGAGUGUAUCUACAUUUUGGAAGCUGCUCCACGUCAAAGAAUAGAGUUGACCUUUGAUGAACAUUAUUACAUAGAACCAUCAUUUGAAUGUCGGUUUGAUCACUUGGAAGUUCGAGAUGGGCCAUUUGGUUUCUCUCCUCUUAUAGAUCGUUACUGUGGUGUGAAAAGCCCUCCAUUAAUUAGAUCAACAGGGAGAUUCAUGUGGAUUAAGUUUAGUUCUGAUGAAGAGCUUGAAGGACUGGGAUUUCGAGCAAAAUACUCAUUUAUUCCAGAUCCAGACUUUACUUACCUAGGAGGUAUUUUAAAUCCCAUUCCAGAUUGCCAGUUUGAGCUCUCAGGAGCUGAUGGAAUAGUACGUUCUAGUCAGGUAGAACAAGAAGAGAAAACGAAACCUGGCCAAGCAGUUGAUUGCAUAUGGACAAUUAAAGCCACUCCAAAAGCUAAGAUUUAUUUGAGGUUCCUAGAUUAUCAAAUGGAGCACUCAAAUGAAUGCAAGAGAAACUUCGUUGCUGUCUAUGAUGGAAGCAGUUCUAUUGAAAAUCUGAAGGCCAAGUUCUGCAGCACUGUGGCUAAUGAUGUAAUGCUUAAAACAGGAGUUGGAGUGAUACGAAUGUGGGCAGAUGAAGGUAGUCGGCUUAGCCGAUUUAGAAUGCUCUUUACUUCCUUUGUGGAGCCUCCCUGCACAGGCAGCACUUUCUUUUGCCAUAGCAACAUGUGCAUCAAUAAUUCUUUAGUCUGUAACGGUGUUCAAAAUUGUGCAUUCCCCUGGGAUGAAAAUCACUGUAAAGAAAAGAAAAAAGCAGGACUAUUUGAACAAAUCACUAAAACUCAUGGGACAAUUAUUGGCAUUACAUCAGGGAUUGUCUUGGUCCUUCUCAUUAUUUCUAUUUUAGUACAAGUGAAGCAGCCACGGAAAAAGGUCAUGGCUUGCAAAACUGCUUUUAAUAAAACUGGGUUCCAAGAAGUGUUUGAUCCUCCUCAUUAUGAACUGUUUUCACUAAGGGACAAAGAGAUUUCAGCAGACCUGGCAGACUUGUCAGAAGAAUUGGACAACUACCAGAAGAUGCGGCGCUCCCCCACCGCCUCCCGGUGUGUUCAUGACCACCACUGUGGAUCGCAGGCAUCCAGUGUCAAGCAGAGCAGGACCAACCUCAGUUCCAUGGAACUUCCUUUCCGAAAUGAUUUUGCACAACCACAGCCAAUGAAAACAUUUAAUAGCACCUUCAAGAAAAGUAGCUAUACUUUCAAACAGGCACAUGAGUGCCCUGAACAGGCCCUAGAGGACAGAGUAAUGGAGGAGAUUCCCUGUGAAAUUUAUGUCAGAGGGCGAGACGAUUCUGCACAAGCAUCCAUAUCCAUCGACUUUUAAUCUCUUAAAGGUGACACUCAGUAUUAAGUGUGUAUGUAUGCAGCCUGCUUUUUUCAGCAGCCAACACUUUCCUCCUGUCAAAACUAGGAAGACCUUUAUUUACCAUUAACCUAUUAUAAUGGUGAUGUUUUUAUUAUCUCAGGCAGUCUAUGUAUUCAACCAAUCAAGGAACUUAACAAUAUUCAGUGGAACAACAAUGAUCAUCUAUUGCUUGGUGUUGUGUAAAGAAAACACUACCAGUUCAAUAGCGUUUGAAGAGAGUUGGUGGUGUGCAGCUGGCUUGGACAGCCUGAUAGUUUAGCAACAGGAAUACUGCUCUUGACUGAUAGAGUUCUGUCAAUAUUUUAAUCCCACAAUAAACUUAAAAAUAAGACUUUUCAUUCCUUUUAUUUUUCUUUUCUGUAAAUUUAAUUUGUUUUAUAAGCCUAUCGUCUCACCACUUCCAUUUCAUACAUAAAUAUAAAUGAUUAAUGAACCACAUAUUUCAAUGUAGGCAUUUGUUCUUGAAUUUGCCAAAAUAUAGUUAGUUACCGUGCCAAUUAAGACCCAGUUAUGCUUCAUCCAUUUUUUCUUGACUAAUUUCUAUACUUCUGCCUUUCAUUAUAGUAUCUUUAGUCCUUAUUUUCUGUGAAAAGUGGUAAAUGGUGUGAUUUAUCACCUUUAAAUCAUUUUAUCUUUGUUACUUUAUACUCGAAAAUUUCAUAAUCCUGGGAUAUAUGCAUCAUUGCCAGUUAAGACUAAAAUUUUGAGAAAGAUAAUAAUUUCUAGCAAGCUUUUGAAAUUUCCCAGGUUUGUUCACAUUCAAUGACAGCCCAUUCAUAUUAGUAAAGAGUCAUUUAGUUCACUUUGGAAGAGGCCUGUGGUUAUGUUUAUUUGCAGUGUUUCUCAUCACUAGAUUAUUUCCUAUUAUUUGUGUAAAAAGAUUACUUAGCUCCCUUUGUAUCGGUUUAUUUUAAUGGCAUAUGGUAGCCAAGGUUGUAUGAAAGUUAAAGAGAAAUACCCAAUAAACUGUAUAAGCCUUUAGAUUGCUUCUUACUUGGGACAGUACAUUUUUCUAGCUAUUAUUAAAAAUAACAACUUUCACUUUUUUUAAAACUGCACUUUUGACCUUAUUUUUUUUAUGGCAUACAAAACAGUAAUUUAUAAACAUAGUAUAAAAAGUCAUUGUUUUUUUAGACUUUUUAUAUUAUUUCAUACUGUACAAACUUUAUUAAAUCAAAAUUAAAGACCUACAUGACAGAUUUCUUUCAGUGUUCACAUUAGCAGCUUUGUCUACAGAUAUGCUAUGGUGGAACUGUGCACUAUAACUUACUGUAAAGACCUUGGUGAUGUGUGCAUAAGCUUUUUCUUUUGUUACUGUAUUUAGUUUGUGAUAAAUUUUUCACUGUGUGAUAUUUAUUGCUCUAAAUUACUCACAGAUCCUAUAUUAAAAUAUACAUUGUACAUGAUCCUUCAAUCUUGUUAUUUAUAGCACUGAGAUUUUGGACCUUUUAAGAUAUGUGUAGAAAGGAAUUCAUUUAUCAAAUUGUAAUGAAUACAAACAUGCCAUUUAAAAGGUAAAUUCUCGUUUUCUAUAUUUUUGUAGUAAAUUCUCAAAGAAAUAAGUUGAAGUUUCAUUGGAUUUCAUUAACUUUUAAAUAUUACCUAGAUAUAUUCUCUCAAAUUAGUGAAAAUUGUGACUUUAAAUAUGAUACACAUUUAAUACUGCCUCAAAAUAUUUCUUACAUCAGAUUAUUUUUUAAAAAGUGAAUAAUGUUCAGGAGGUAGGAAAGCCUACACAUAGUAUAUUCAUGAUUUAAUUUUUUUAAGUCAGCAUAAUUUCUUGUUUUAAAAAUACAACUUAGGUAAAAAGACUUAGAGAAUUUCAUAUUCCAUGGACUAAUACCAGAGACAGUUAAAUUCUUUCAGUAGCAUUUUAGUAGGUAGCUUAUGCCAGACAGCUUUUGAACAGCAUAAUAAAUAUCUAACAGUAACUAUGAUCUCAUUCUUCAUGAUGAUAAAAAGGAAAUUAGUAUAUAUUCUAUGUGAAAUUAUAUCCAUUAUAAAUAUAGUUGUUAAAACCAUCUUUUAGUAGGAAAUAAUCCAGUAUUCUGAACUAUAUAUAAUCUGUAGUCACUUAUAGCUAUAUUUUUAUUUUUGAAAUUUGUUUUCUGUUUUCUUCUAAAAGUUCUUAAAGAGGCCUACAAAAUACAGAGCAUUUAGAGAAGACAUAUAAGAGUAAAACCGCACAGACAUACACAGUUUCAUGCAAUUCAACUUUACAAGUAAAACUUGGACAAUAAAUUUGUUUCUAAACUUUCUGGCUGCUAAAACAAAAGCAACAGUUUUUGCUUUUCACAGUGGAUAACAUUUAUCUGCAAAGGCUAGUUUUCUCUUGAAAUAAAGCAUGAAAGUCUUUAUAGAAACAACGUUUCUUAAUUUAAAAAUGCUACAAAAUGCAGAGAGGUCAUAAUGGUAAAUCUUAAUCCAGUGAAGGGACAACUUAGUGUAGUCUGGGAAUAUUGUUUUCUAGCCAAUAUUUUCUAUUUAGUUCUAUUUUCAGAAAAAGAACGAAGUGAUCAAUAGCCAAGCCAACCUAAGACGGCCAUAUGUUAUACGCCAUUAUUAAACUGUACAUGGGUAUUAUAUCUCAUUUGUUCCUUAGUCAAACAUUUUGUCUCUACUUGGAACUAGUAAAUUUUAGGCAUUAUUAACAGAAUAAUGCUAAUUGCUGUAUAUACAGUCUUUAAUCUUUGAGAUUAGUGGGAAAACGUUACAAAUUGUUUACUAAAGUGAAAGCCAUAAAUUUUAGUGACAGAAGACAUGAAAUUUAGCCAUCUUGUGUACGUUAUUACACAGUUAAUACUGUGUUAGAGUACCCUACAGAGUACCCCAGUGUUAAACACAUCUUCUAGCAGGAAAUGCAAGUCUGGAGGGGGUAAAUGUCUUCAAUUCAGAGACAGCAUUAAGUCCAACUCGAUAAUAUUGUCAUUAUCUUCCAACCCCAAUUCAACACUAGAUAGCAACCCCCCCAAGUGCCCACAAAUUAAUUGCAGGAAACCAACUAAUGCCAACAUCUAGAGUUUAUAGAAAUAAAGUGUGCUAUUCCUUUUGUGUGGGAGAGAAAUACUCAAGCUAAAGGUUUAGCAAAAAGCAAAAGAUUUUCACAUUUCACGUCACAAAAGAGAUUUAAAAGUCUCCAUUAGCAGCUCUUACGUCAGUGUUUUUGUCAUGUUUCAUAUAAUUUUUAGGCAUUAAAAGAACCUCCUAAAUGUCUGCCUCAGAACAUUUUUAUAGUUCUGCUAUUGUCUGAUGAGAAGGAUGCUUCCUUGUUUCAGGGGUGUGUAAACUGAUGAGACAGAAUGGGAAAAGCCUGGUUGUGAUUCCAGGAAUAAUUUUCAAUCAAAGGAGAUUAUGCUUUUAUUGCAAAAUGGUGUCUGUUAUAUUGUUCAUGUUACUUUAUUGCAAGUACUGAAAAUAAUAUGCUUUGACUCACACUGAUUAGACUCAGAAAAAAAAGUGAGUUUUUUGUUGUUUUUAAAGAUCCAAGAACGAUUAUCUGGUCCAGCAUCAUUAAUGAGAUGACUAAAGCUCACCUAUGUGAAGUGAGUACCAUGUCUCAGAACUUCAGAUUUAAUGCUCUUUCCUUGUUUUUGCUAACUCCCUGCUUUUGCCAACUCUUAAGUUUUAAAAGUCGAGAAGUUCUAAAUGGCUGUUAGCUUGUCAAUCAUUCUGAAUUAAAAUGUAACUUAUUCUAUAAUCAUUUUUUCAAAGCAUUAUAUUUUACCUUUUUUUUCCUUUAUAUAUGUAACACUGUGUUAUACAAUUUCCUUGCCAUGAUUCCUUGGCACCUGCAAAGUCUACAAGACAAUUACUGUGAAUUCUUAAUAAACAAUGUUUGUUAAUGUAUAUAGGCUUGGUACUAGACAGAGCUUCAGUGUUUUUGCUAUUGUGAUCCUUUUUUAGAUCUAAGGAAACAAUGUAUACUCUAGAAAUUAAACAUUUGUGUGCUAUA